GGGCGGCGGAAUGUCAUCCAGGAUGGUGAUUGGAUCUCCUCAUAUAAACUACGCAACGAUACCGUGUGGACGUGCUUAGAAAGUCGACAAUAUGAACACUUUACCGCUGUCCGAGCACAUGUGCGACGAGGAUGCCAAACAGGCUACCAGUGUGUCCAGGAGGACUGCCCACUACGUGGUCGAUACACAUCGUCGGCCUGCCAACAUCCGUUGCUGUUUCUUGGAUGCCAUAAACCGGACGAGAUUCAGAUUGCCACCGAAUGUAAUCCGAUACGAAAAGAUGCCGAUCUUUACUCGUGUGCGGCUCAUUUUGAACACAACGAUGAUCACUACCUAGUGGUAAGAGAUGAACUCUCGGCUCAAUAUCAGUGCAUGAAAAUCCACACUUCCAACGAUAUCACGCUGAAGAUGUUCGACCAUGUUUCAUGUGAUCCGCAAUCAACAGCCGGUGCUUUACCAUCGUUGACAGUGAACAUUUCGCAUACAGAACGUUGCGAAUCUUCGUUCUUGGCCGGGUUCCUUCACUACUCAAGAUCUACAACGAUGAUUUAUCCAAUUCAAGCGUUGAUAUUGACGAAUUUGCUGGUGCUGUUCCUCUUUUCAUGA
Messenger RNA from Ostertagia ostertagi, 606 nucleotides. The record is from the annotation of a GenBank genome assembly. Lineage: Eukaryota; Metazoa; Nematoda; Chromadorea; Rhabditida; Trichostrongylidae.